UCCGGGGAGAGCGGAUAUAGUGAAUGCGGGGUCCGGGGAGAGCGGAUAUAGUGAAUGCGGGGUCCGGGGAGAGCGGAUAUAGUGAAUGCGGGGUCCGGGGAGAGCGGAUAUAGUGAAUGCGGGGUCCGGGGAGACCGGAUAUAGUGAAUGCGGGGUCCGGGGAGAGCGGAUAUAGUGAAUGCGGGGGUCCGGGGGAGAGCGGAUAUAGUGAAUGCGGGGUCCGGGGAGAGCGGAUAUAGUGACGGAUAUAGUGAAUGCGGGGUCCGGGGUGUAGUAACACUGAGAAUCAAACUAUAAACCAAGGGUCC
Messenger RNA from Staurois parvus, 308 nucleotides. Lineage: Eukaryota; Metazoa; Chordata; Amphibia; Anura; Ranidae. The record is from the annotation of a GenBank genome assembly.